Apodemus sylvaticus (European woodmouse) is the source of this 5111-nucleotide messenger RNA. It is a transcript of the gene Mtap, whose product is annotated as methylthioadenosine phosphorylase. The record is from RefSeq and is a predicted model, not a curated record. The transcript is spliced from 8 exons. The coding region runs from base 165 to 1016 and encodes 283 amino acids. NCBI's taxonomy places the organism in Eukaryota, Metazoa, Chordata, Mammalia, Rodentia, Muridae. Gene Ontology annotation, molecular function: S-methyl-5-thioadenosine phosphorylase activity. Gene Ontology annotation, biological process: nucleoside metabolic process. Gene Ontology annotation, cellular component: cytosol.
UGAGGAGGAGGGUGCCAGGAGAGCAGCCAAUCCCGCGCUCCCCGGGAGGAAGAGGAGGAGCCAGAGCCCGUGGGCCCCGCUCUGCUCACUCCCGCGCGGCGCCGGCCCCGCAGUCUCCUCCCGGCCCCGCGCUGCGGCCCACUGUGGACUACCCCAGUGCAGACAUGGCCUCGGGCUCCGCCUGCACAGCGGUGAAGAUUGGAAUAAUUGGUGGAACAGGCUUGGAUGAUCCUGAAAUUUUAGAAGGAAGAACUGAAAAAUAUGUGGAUACGCCAUUCGGCAAGCCAUCUGAUGCUUUGAUUUUGGGGAAGAUAAAGAACGUUGAUUGUGUGCUUCUUGCAAGACACGGCAGACAACACACCAUCAUGCCUUCCAAAGUCAACUACCAGGCGAACAUCUGGGCCUUGAAGGAAGAGGGCUGUACACACAUCAUCGUGACCACAGCUUGCGGGUCCUUGAGAGAGGAGAUCCAGCCUGGUGACAUGGUCAUUAUCGAUCAGUUCAUUGACAGGACAUCCCUAAGGCCCCAGACCUUCUAUGAUGGGAGUCAUUGCAGUGCCAGAGGAGUGUGCCAUAUCCCAAUGGCUGAACCGUUUUGCCCCAAAACAAGAGAGGUCCUCAUAGAAACAGCUAAGAAGCUUGGACUUCGGUGCCAUUCAAAGGGGACGAUAGUCACAAUUGAGGGGCCUCGUUUCAGCUCCAGGGCAGAAAGCUUUAUAUUCCGUACAUGGGGUGCAGAUGUUGUCAAUAUGACCACUGUUCCAGAGGUCGUACUGGCUAAGGAGGCUGGAAUUUGUUAUGCAAGCAUUGCGAUGGCAACCGAUUAUGAUUGUUGGAAGGAGCAUGAAGAAGCAGUGUCAGUGGACGGGGUUUUAAAGACCAUGAAAGAGAAUGCCAAUAAAGCCAAAAGUUUACUCCUCACUACUAUACCGCAAAUAGGCUCAAUGGAAUGGUCAGAGACUCUCCGUAACCUAAAAAACAUGGCCCAGUUUUCUGUUUUACCACCAAGACAUUAAAACAGCAUGGCUGACACAAGAAGACUUUCUACUGCUAGUCUUUGGGGGAUUUUGCUUAAACAAAAAUGGAAAAGAUCCGUAGCCUUCAUGCCUUUGCCUGGAAAGAAAGACACUGUUAGUGACUCAGCCGAGAUCCGAGAAAAGCAAAGCACCUGCUGAAACUCAAGGGAGCAAAGUCCGAGAGCACAUCCAUCUCAUUGUCCCUAUUACACUGACAUCAAGGAAGACUGCUGAGAACAUCCUUGUCCCUACGCUGCUGAGGAGCCAGAGUGAGCUCGAGAUGGGACUGUGCGACUGUAAACUGGCACCUGGUAUUCUAAGAGUUUCUCUUGAAGAAGUUAUGAGAUAUUCAUUCAAAGAACCAUGUGUAAAGGGUAUUACCUGUCAUAGUAAAAUAAUCAAAACUACCUGAUUAUCAAAAAAAAUUUAGGUGUGCCAUGUUUCCGUUAUACUUGGGCUCUGGAGCAAUCAAAUGAAAAUCAUGUUUUCUCACAAAGAAAUGAUCAAUCUUUUCUCUACCUUUUGUUUUUAAGUAAAUAUAAAGUUGUGAAAAUUACAAUGAACUUAGAGAACUUUGAAACUCUUUUGGUGGUGAAGCAAAGAUGACAAUAUUAUAAAUGUCCUGUGUAUGUGAUUCAAGAUACGUAAGCCAGAUAAUCCCCUUCCCCAAAUAAAGAAAUAAAGAAAAGUGCUGUGUGAAAAGCUUAUAUCUCUGCUUAAGAAAGGUCGUGGGUCACCACACAGCUAAGAAGAUUGGAAUUGAGAAAGCCAAGGCUGGUGUUUAAUGCUAAAAUGAAUACAAAGUCAGACUGCUUCUCUGAUUAAACCACUGUGACUCAUUACAGUGUACCCAGUGUUUUUUAAAUGACCAUUUGUUUCUAUUCCUUUUUUAAGAGUUAUUCCUUUUUAAGAGUUGGCAGUGUUUUCUUUUGUUUUAAAAAAAAGCAAGCAGAAGUAAGUGUUUUCAAAUUAUUGUUGUUACAGGUGCCCUACAGCUCUUGUAAAAGGUCUGUAAAGUAAAUGUGCUUGUGUCUGAAAUUGACUUUGAGAUAAUAAGCUGUUGAGUGUAAGCAAUGAAUGAACUAUUUGCUGCAGCGUUGAUGUUGAGGCCCCGGGUAAGUGCAAUUGUGACUUCCGGCCCAUGUUACAGAGCUUCCAGAGCUGUCCAGAGCUGGCUGUUAGCAGUGAUGGAGACUCCCUGAGUCCUGAGCAGGGCUUUUGGUUGUUUUUAUUCAGUGCAAUAUAAACAGUUCUUUCCCCUUAGUCACUGUGGAGUGGGCUUCUGUCCUGUUGCCUUUAGAAAAUGCUGCUCUCUUCAACAUGGACAAUGAUUUUCUUAAGUGGCCUUUCUAGCCCUGUCUUUCCUUUUUCCUUACACUCCUUCAUUAGGAUGAAAUACGCAUAUAAUCACUGAGUCUGGAUCGGCACGAUGCUUCUGUCCCAUCGGGUGUCAUAAUUCCACUCUUUUCUGACAAAUGAAAUCUCAUCUUGUAUCCUUUCAUGUUCUUAUCCAUUCCUUUGUUGAUGGACGUGUGGGCUGAUUCCAUAAUGUACCUGUUCUGAGUAGUGUUUCAAUAAACAUGGGUUCUCAGACUUUUCAAAUGACCAGAUUAUACUUCUGCGUUUGCAUUGGGUCUUGGCUCGUGCUGUUCGUAUUGAAACUCCACUUUGAGAACCGCUAUCUAAACCAUUUGUCUGGCUGUUCUUUAGACAGAUUCCAGACCUCAGACCUAGUCAAGGGUAUCACUUGAUCCAUUGUUUGUUUUUUUAACAACUUUUUAUUGGUUCUAAUUGGUUCAAUUUCAUAUGCACACCAAUCAUCUCAUCUCCCCUCCCCUCCCCUCAUACCUGCCCUUCUCCAUCCUUACAACCUCCCCUGCUAACAGAAGCUGUAGUGUGUAUCUCACAGUGUGUCCCACAGUAUACUCUUUUGUCCACAUUUCUUGGCUUGCAAAUGUUGGUUGCAUUGAGUUCUUGGUCUGGUACAAGGCCUCUGGCUUCUGCUACACUAUACUGGACCUUCACGGGGACUCAUUUCAUAUAUCCUGUUGUUGCCCUGUGUCAUGGAGAUCCUGGAGUUUUGGAUUUGUAGGACCAGCCCCUUCAUUCUACCAGUUCAUCUAUGGGGUGCAUGUUGGGGUGUGCCAAUUCAAAGCGUUGGUCUGGGCCUGAGAGUUAUCUGUCUGAGCUGGUCAGCCCACCAGCCCUCCCGCACCCACACUACCAGGACAAGCUCUCCUCCCCUGUGCCAUCUGGCCUAUCCAAUGCCACAGCCAGCAAAAGGCUGGUCAUCUCAGGCUUGCUCCCUGUCUGAGUCGUCUUGGGCUUUCUCCUUGCCUGGCCACCCUCGUGGAUCAUCUGUUUUGGUCUCUCUCCAUCUUAGGGCCCAUGGUCCCAGGUGGAGUUCUUCCAGUCUCCUGGGGGGCCUGUCAGGGCCUGCACAGUGCCAGACUAGUGGUCAUCUCAGGCUAUCUCCCUUAGCUCCCUGUGCAGGGGGCAUCAUGGCACUGUAUUGGUGGUGGACUCAGGCUUGCUUAUUUCAGGGUGUUUAGGUGUCUUAGAGUUUUAUGGCUAUGAACAGACACCAUGACUAAGACAUGUCUUAUAAAAGACAACAUUUAAUUGGGCUGGCUUAGAGGUUCAGAGGUUCAGUCCAUCAUUAUCAAGGUGGGAGCAUGGCAACAUCUCUACAGGCAGAGAUGAGAGUUUUACAUCUUCAUCUGAAGGCUGCUAGUGGAAGAGUGAAUUCCAGGCAGCUAGGGUCUUAUAGCCCACACCCACAGUGACACAGCUACUCCAACAGGACCAUACCUUGUAAUCAUGCCACUUUCUGUGCCAAGCAAAUACAAACCAUCACAAUAGUCAGAACACUGAGCACAGACAAAGCCUCUCCUCUCUGCCACCUACUAACUCACAUAUAUACAACAGCCACACCUUCAAUGCCUCUAGGGGCAGGUCCAUUGUAUUUUGGUUUUACUAUUUUUUGCUCUUUAUUAGGUAAUGUCAGCACACAAAUAUGCUUCAUUUCUCUCCCUUUCAAUAUGUGUAUAUGUGGUGCAGCUUAUCAAACACAAAGCCUUGUGCAUGCCAGGCUAACACUACCACGGAGCUAUAUUUCUUAGCCUCCAUUAAAAAUCUUUAUUGUCUUAACUUUUUUGACAUGAUUUGAAAUAAAAUCCUUUCUUAGUUUUUUGUUUGUUUCGGUUUUUGCCUUAGUGUGUAUAAAAUACCUUCGUUGCUGUGAUAAAAUAACUUGACAAAAGCAACUUAAGGAAUUAUGGGUUUAUUUUGCUUCACAGUUCAAGAGUGCAGUCAGGGCUUGAGGCAGCUGCUCACACUGCAUCUACGACAAAAGCGGAAAAUGGCGACUGCUUGUGCCCAGCUCACAUCACUUUUAUACAGCCCAGGAUCCCAGCAUAGGGAAUUGGCACCACCCAUAUUGGGUCUACUCAAGUUGGGUGUUCCCACUUUAGAAAACCUCAUCAACAUAAUCCUAAACAGGCAGGCCCAGAGUUCAUCUCCUGGGUGACUCUCGAUCUAUCUCAUCUGGAGUUGACAACAGGCAUUAGGCAUAACAUUCUCCGUUUUCUUGCUCAGUUCAGUUCAGAUUUUGACGCCUCCAGUACCACCUUUCCCUUGAUCUAAUCCACUCAUUAUCUGACAGCCCAUCCUCUAUACUUCCCAAACACUUUAUUUUAUUGUUACACUGUUAUGUCUUUAUUGGUAUUGGUUGUAUUUAGUAUCUCCAGAUUCUUUACAGAGUAACACAGAAGAAGUACUGUUUGUACUUCUUAAAUAAGUUUACAUGUCUAUGAAGUUUCAGCCUAUUUAUAUUUCAGCCAUCUUUCCAUUUCCAGUAGGAAUCACUGGUUCCAUUGAACUUCUUUAGGCGAGCCCAAAGUAAAUAUCCACGCUGGGUAUUUUCAGGCCACCUAGAGUCUGUUACCCAAGGACCAUUUGUCAUAAUGCACAACAUAAAGCUAUGUACGUGGUCUGUCUCCCAACUAGAUAGUAAAAAAAAAAAAAAACUGGAAAAAUGGAAAAUCUAGAAAAAAUGGCUUAUGUGUUAAUUAUUCAAUAAAAUCAAUGAGUUAA